AGGACAGACAGGCAGGAGCAUACGCGCGCGUGUGUGUGUGUGUGAGGGAGAAAGAGUGCAAGUGUGUGUGCGUGCAUGUGUCAGAGACACUCACACUCCUCACUGCAAGGAGACACACACACAUCCAUUUUUCUGUCCUGUUUGAAAAGAAGGGGAAAAAGAGGGGAUAAAGAAUCUUAAUAUUAUCCCCCUCGUCCCCUAAUCAACUUUUUCCUCCUCUGUUUUCAAUUUUGGGAUUUUUUUUUUUCAAUUUUUUUUAAUUUUUUCUUACCUGACUUGGAAUUUAAACUGAUCAAUUUACCUAUCUGUCAAGGCAAGACAUACCUCAUGGAUUUAUACCUGUUUGGAUAUUUUAUGUGCGUGUGGUUGUCCAGUUCCAGGGUGCAUGGAGGCUAUCCCAUCUGGUGGUCCCUGGCCCUGGGGCAGCAGUACUCCUCUCUGGGCUCCCAGCCCAUCCUGUGCGGCUCCAUCCCCGGCCUGGUGCCCAAGCAGCUCCGCUUCUGCCGCAACUACAUCGAGAUCAUGCCCAGCGUGGCCGAGGGCGUCAAGCUGGGCAUCCAGGAGUGCCAGCACCAGUUCCGAGGGCGGCGCUGGAACUGCACCACCAUCGAGGACAACCUGGCCAUCUUCGGGCCCGUGCUGGACAAGGCUACCCGGGAGUCGGCGUUCGUGCACGCCAUCGCGUCGGCCGGGGUGGCGUUCGCCGUGACGCGGUCCUGCGCCGAGGGGACCUCCACCAUGUGCGGCUGCGACUCGCACCACAAGGGCCCGCCCGGCGAGGGCUGGAAGUGGGGCGGCUGCAGCGAGGACGCCGAGUUCGGGGUGCUGGUGUCCCGCGAGUUCGCCGACGCCCGGGAGAACCGCCCCGACGCCCGCUCAGCCAUGAACCGGCACAACAACGAGGCGGGGCGUACGACCAUCCUGGACCACAUGCACCUGCGCUGCAAGUGCCACGGGCUGUCGGGCAGCUGCGAGGUGAAGACGUGCUGGUGGGCGCAGCCGGACUUCCGCACGCUGGGCGACUUCCUGAAGGACAAGUACGACAGCGCCUCGGAGAUGGUGGUGGAGAAGCACCGGGAGUCGCGGGGCUGGGUGGAGACGCUGCGCGCCAAGUACGCCUUCUUCAAGCACCCGACGGAGCGCGACCUGGUCUACUACGAGAGCUCGCCCAACUUCUGCGAGCCCAACCCGGAGACGGGCUCCUUCGGCACGCGGGACCGCGUCUGCAACGUGUCCUCGCACGGCAUCGAGGGCUGCGACCUGCUCUGCUGCGGCCGCGGCCACAACACGCGGACUGAGAAGCGCAAGGAGAAGUGCCACUGCAUCUUCCACUGGUGCUGCUACGUCAGCUGCCAGGAGUGCGUGCGCGUCUACGACGUCCACACCUGCAAGUGAGGCCGGGCGUGCGGCGCGCGGACUGUGCGGCUCGCGCAGCCCCAGAAACACGCAGACAAACGCGAAAACACACACGCGCGCACACAUGAACACACACGCAAGUACACGCGCACACACGCAUGCAUGCACGCAUUUACACACAAACACACACGCAUGCACGCAUUUACACACACACACACACACAGAUACGCAGGCACGCAUUUACACACAAACACACACACACACACAUACGCAGGCAUGCAUUUACACACACACACACACACAUACGCAGGCACGCAUUUACACACAAACACACACACACACACAAAAAGGCACUUCUAUACCGAAAUCCUUUCUUUUACCUUUAUUCAAAAACCAUUUGAGAGAAAGCCACUCCCCCAGCACUGUCAGACUUACAGAAGGUCCGGGCCCAUUGGGGGGAGCUGUUUCUUGGUCCCCAAAUUACUCCUUCCCUCCCCCUCCCAGCAACAUUGAGAUUGAGAUCCACCCCUUGCUUAAAUCUGAUCCUAACCACAGGAGGCUGGGCGACUGAACUGUUCUUCAGCUGUAAGAGAAUCAGAGCAGAUAGGGCCGGUCAGUAAGAGCGUGUGCAGCCGUGUAGGGAUGUGUUCCUCUCCUGAAUGCUGAGCAGCCCUGCUCUCUCCUGCUCACAAAACCCACACUCUCAAGCUCAGGUCUUGGAGGCUGUGCACUGAAGCAAGCCAAGGCCCUGCACCUGCCACUAAUGAGCACAUGUGAGAUCACAAACAAUAUCAGGCCCCACCCCCCGUACCCUGAGUCAAGCCCCUGCAGUCAACCUGGAUGCCUGAAAAGAUAAGCUACGGCACGAUUCCAUCGGAGCACAUUUCUGAAAUGUGGGCGACGGCCUGAAGAGAGGGGUACUGCCUUCUCACAGCAAUAGAAGCUCCCCCCAGUAAUCCUUAUUCAGCUGCAUGUAUGCAAGAGAAGGGCCAGAGAACCCAGAAAACAAAGAGCUUUCAUUCAUUCCUGUUUAUACAGUCCUCUAUGCCUCAGUGGAACAGAUGCAACUUCAAUUCUCCUGCCUGGUGGAAUUUGCACUUACGAUAAUUAACAUUAGCGGUAAUGACCGGGAGAUUUAGCACUUGCUCGUUUCUUUUAACCCAAUUAAAUUUCACAUCGUUGAGUUCAUACUGCAGUGCUUUCUUCUCAUCCCGAAAUUUCUCUUAGCAUUAAUAAAAAGGGGGAACUAGCAAACAGGAGCAGAAAAAGGCCUCUGGGAUGAAGGUGAAGAUGUAACGCGCGAACCAUAUCCAUGCUUUGCGCUUGAAAGUUCUGCCACGAACCCCAAGGCACGAGCACGUAGACCUCCUGAGGAUUUUAUUACCACUGGAAACGGGGCAGGAGAGCUCUGUGCUCUUAGAAAUGGGGCAGAAGAGCUCUGUGCUCUUAGAAACGGGGCAGGAGAGCUCUGUGCUCUUAGAAACGGGGCAGGAGAGCUCUGUGCUCUUAGAAACGGGGCAGGAGAGCUCUGUGCUCUUAGAAACUGGGCAGGAGAGCUCUGUGCUCUCAGAAACGGGGCAGGAGAGCUCUGUGCUCUUAGAAACGGGGCAGAGGGCAGGAUAAAUGUCAUCUGGGCCAGCUGGAGAAACAACGACCGUCGGCGGUUGUGGACCACUCCAAAACGCCGAAAAUGGAAGGGAGGGAAGGGUUUCACUUCACUCGUGCGAGGCCUCACCGCGACAUCACCCCACAGCCUUGCAGCCUAUGAGUUAUAUUUAACAACGGAAAGCGAGCAUAGAGUAGGCUUUUACGCUAUGAUGUAGCUUCACGCCUGCACCCCCUAUUUAAAGGUCCCCCAUGGCAGCCCCACCAUUUUGUUUUGCCUGUUUUUUUUUUGUCUUUCGCUAUAUCCAAAGUUUUGUACAAAGUUUUUAAAGUUAAUAUUUCCCUUUUUAUUUUAUAAUCUGAAAUGCUAUGUUUUUAUAAAUAUUAUUUAUUAUAUAAUGUAUAUACCUGUAUGACUGAACUAAGAGUAUAUAUUUGAAGAAUAAAUUCUUGUCUCAUGCUUGCUUUGUAUUUUCAUUCCCAGUCAUUCUUUUGCCUGUUA
This is a messenger RNA of Anguilla rostrata (American eel), 3463 nucleotides long. It is a transcript of the gene wnt3, whose product is annotated as wingless-type MMTV integration site family, member 3. Gene Ontology annotation, molecular function: cytokine activity; frizzled binding. The transcript has 4 exons. Bases 328 to 1395 code for a protein of 355 amino acids. Gene Ontology annotation, biological process: cell fate commitment; neuron differentiation; canonical Wnt signaling pathway. NCBI's taxonomy places the organism in Eukaryota, Metazoa, Chordata, Actinopteri, Anguilliformes, Anguillidae. Gene Ontology annotation, cellular component: extracellular region. The record is from RefSeq and is a predicted model, not a curated record.